Molecule: messenger RNA, 1094 nt
Organism: Stomoxys calcitrans (stable fly)
Lineage: Eukaryota; Metazoa; Arthropoda; Insecta; Diptera; Muscidae
Exons: 2
Coding region: 207-992 (261 amino acids)
Cellular component (GO): nucleus
Source: RefSeq, a predicted model, not a curated record
UAGUCACAACGAAUUCCUGUCGUUUAUUGUGAAUGGUAUUACAUAUGUCGUUUUUCGCCUGAAAUGCGACUAUGUUUAAAAUCUAUUACAUUUUUUGGUAUUAUGUAUGCCGUUUUUUAACGAGAAAUUCGACAGAAACAGUCGUAGAGAAUUUUUCAAGUGACAAGAUUAAAAAUUACAAAAACUGAAUAAAAAUAAUUAGAAAAAUGAAUAACAGCAAAACGAUAAAGAAAACGACACCAAAACAAUUUGAAGCUCUUGUGGAUUUUAUGUGUCAAAACCCAAAUAUAGCUAAAGGAUACCAUAAAAACACAGACAAGUUGUCCAUUAAAGAGCAGUGGAAUAAUUUGCAAAGGAAGCUGAAUAGUUUAGGCCCUCCCACACGUGAGGCUGAAGGUUGGAUGAAGGUAUGGGCAGAUAUGAAGAGCAGCGUUAAGAAGAAAAUCGUGCACAAUAAGAUGGAAAGCCGUGCAACUGGUGGAGGCAUUUUCAACCAGAAGUUGUUGACACCUUUGGAGGAGGCAGUAGCAGGACUACUGCAAAUCAAUUCUAUUGUAAGUCCAGAAUGCCCAUCCAUCGGUGUUCAAAGCUCGCCGGUAAACCUGAUUCAAGAAAUUUUGGAGGACGAAGUUGAUGGACACGUCAGCGAGGACAAUGUAGAAGUGGAUAUCCAACCCAAUACUUCCACUCGAAAAAGGAAGCAACGAACUGUGGACAAAAAUGUACUUCUGGAUCAACAGCUUAAAAUUCAGACAAGUUUAUAUGAAGAAGUAAAAAAGAGUUUGUCGGAAAUCGAGAGGUAUAGUCGCAAAAAUUAUAAAGUUCAAGAAGAACGAUUGAAAAUGGAAAAGGAAAAACUUAGGCUAUACAAAGAACAAAUUAGAAAUAAAGAAAACUAUAGGACCAACAUGUUGAAAUUGAGAACGGAAGAAAUAACCCUCAAACAACAAAAAAUUGAGAUAGAAAAAGCCAGAAUUCAAGAAUUCUUAUGAUUUGUGUGUUUUUAUGCAUAGUGCCAUUUUUUAUUUUGCUGUUAAGUUCCUAAUUGCCAUGGGUAUAGGAUACCUUUUGUGUUAUUUUUUAUAUUUUGUGUU